AUGUCGGCCACGUCCGUCGCACCAAGAACAGACAGCGGCACUACCCCCGCAGAAGAAGCAGCUCUUGCACUCCUUGGACCAGAGCUUUGCGACGUUUACGUCAAUGAGCAGCCUGGCAUCGCGAGCGCAUGCAAGAUUCUUGACGACGACGCAGACAAGGCAAUUGAGGUUCCGGCCGCUCCUCCAGCAUCUCCAAAGACCUCGGUCGAAGAGAGUGCAGUAACCUCGCCGGUCAUCAAAUCAUACACCCGCACAUCCACAUCACCUCUCUCUUCACCAAUCACCUCCUCCUUUCCAUCGGCAGUUUGCCCCUCCACUCCACCCUCUACUCCUCGUGCAAAGGCACAACCUCAGAGGCGUGUCACCUUCUCACCAGACAUCGCACACCCCACCGGACGCCGAUCCCGAUCGUUCUGUCGCACAUCAAGAGCGUACCUGAAGGGCCGGUACGCGCGCCCAGAGGGUAGUGAGUGGGUCGACAUCAGCUUCAAGAAUGGUGGUCUAUACGUAGACGAGGAUGAGGACGAAAAGGAUGAAGAAGAAGAAGAAGACGGGGAGGAAGAGGGGGAGUCAGACUCAGAGACGGAGGAGGAGGAGGAGGAGGAGGAGGAGGAGGAGGAGGAGGAGGUGCGGCCGGCCAUCUCACUCUUGCCGCCCUCGCUUCGCUGUCAAGGGCGCAAAGAGUUUGAGGAAGACGGAGAGGGGGAGGGGGAGAGGGUUGAGACGAAGAGGCGCUGUGCGCCGAACAGGACGAGACUGUGGUGCUAG
Messenger RNA from Pyrenophora tritici-repentis Pt-1C-BFP, 768 nucleotides. Its product is annotated as Tymo-45kd-70kd multi-domain protein. Lineage: Eukaryota; Fungi; Ascomycota; Dothideomycetes; Pleosporales; Pleosporaceae. The record is from RefSeq and is a predicted model, not a curated record.